This is a messenger RNA of Leptosia nina, 666 nucleotides long. Lineage: Eukaryota; Metazoa; Arthropoda; Insecta; Lepidoptera; Pieridae. The record is from the annotation of a GenBank genome assembly.
AUGGUGGCAGAAGAGAAGAGACAAGCAUGGGGUAUGCCUCUAGGUGGUUCAUUAUGUCUUCGAAAUGUCUACAUGGUGAUACCGGAAGCCGUCGAGAGGGGAAAGCCAGCCGUGAUAAAAUGCGUGUACGACCUGGAAGCCGAAGAGCUCUACCAAGUAAAGUGGUACCGGGGCGAUCGCGAAUUUUGUAGAUAUUCACCGAGAGACGUGCCCCCGCUGAAGGUCUUCCCGAUUCCCGGAAUAGAAGUGGACCGGGACAACAGCGACGCGGAAAAGCUUACGAUUCUCUCGGCAACGCAAACGGCCCACGGCCGGUACACCUGCGAAGUGUCCGCCGACGCACCGUCCUUCCUCACCGCGCAGGUCCACGGGGCCAUGUAUGUAGUCGACCUUCCCAAAACGGACCCGGAGCUGAACGGCUUGAAACGACGCUACCGGCCCGGGAUGAAGCUGAAGGCGGAAUGCAUCAGUCACGACUCGAUGCCUCCAGCCAAUCUCUCGUUCUUCGUCAACAACGAGCCGGAAAAAAUAACUUGUGGCGCUCUAGGCUCUCUCGCAGCACGUAUGGCACCGAGUGGGCGGAGGCGAAAACGGCAGCCUGUGGACCGCCUACAGCACGAUCCAAUUCGUCGUGCAGAAGCAUCACUUCGUGCGAGGCAAAAUUAA